Messenger RNA from Rhipicephalus sanguineus (brown dog tick), 649 nucleotides. Its product is annotated as cuticle protein 16.8-like. The transcript has a single exon. The annotation marks the transcript as partial. Lineage: Eukaryota; Metazoa; Arthropoda; Arachnida; Ixodida; Ixodidae. The record is from RefSeq and is a predicted model, not a curated record. Gene Ontology annotation, cellular component: chitin-based extracellular matrix. Gene Ontology annotation, molecular function: structural constituent of chitin-based larval cuticle.
ACGCAGGGUCAGGGAGCUUACCAGUACGGAUACGACUGGACGUUCCCGGAAGGCGAGGGCGCCUUCCAGCGCGAGUCCGGAGACGCCGAAGGACGCAAGCAGGGUUCCUACGGCCUCAAGGAUACCGACGGGCGUGUGCGCAUCGUCAGCUACAUCGCCGACGAGGGCGGAUUCCGCGUCAGCGUGUCCACGAACGAACCCGGAACGCAGCCGUCUUCUCCGGCGGACGCUCUCUUCCAAGUGCCCCAGGGUCCGUACCAGGCGACGGCGUACGAAGCACCCAAGACCGAGAAGACGUACAAGCCGGUCCAGUCUCAAAUCCAGACGUCCCAAACUGUAGCAGCAGUUCCUGUCGCCGUCACUGCGCCGAAAGUGGUUCCUGUCGCUGUCGCUGCGCCGAAGGUGGCGGUCGCGGUUCCUACAAGGCACGUGAUCCCUGCGACCUACCAUUAUUACCCACAUGCCCACGGGCCUGUGAUCUAUUCGCAGCCGACCGGAGUCAUUCCAGUGCACGGCCGGGUUGUGUAUAGAUUGUAGUGCCGCUUAACUGAAUGCGCAACUGCAGUCUCAAGAUUGUGCGAGAUAAGGGCAACGCCCAUCAACAACCGAAAUGCAGAAAACGAAAAAGAAAUAGCGGCUGUUAUGCCUC